GCUGUGAACCUCCCUACUAGCAGUCUAGCACUGUUACGGGUUGUUCCGGCUGAGGUCAAUUAAUCUCGUAAUUUACAGUAUUUUGCUUCUAUGCAUCGCGUCUUGAUUUUCAACGUACGACGACAUUCGAAAUAGCCCAAUUGCUUCUACUACCAUGGGACAAUCAAUCUCAUCCCCGCCUCCCGCAACUGUAACGCGCACUUCUCCACCGUCAUCAUGCCCAAUGCAUGAUGUGCCCAGCACUGGCUGUCCAAUCCAGCACAACAACCCACCUGUUGCGAAAUCCUCGGGUGGAUGUCCCAUCGAUCACUCUUCUCUCAAUACAUUGAAUCCCACAAACCAGAUGCCCAAUCUCCCUCAGACUCCGAUAUCCCCGCAAGCCGUACCACUACCAACUGAGCGUACGAUGUCAUCGAUACCACGUGUGGUGGACGGUGAAACCAAAACUGACACACACCAAACGUGGGAGUACCCAUCCCCUCAACAGUUCUAUAAUGCAUUGGUAAGAAAAGGUUUGGAUACGUCUCCUGAGCAUAUUGAGACGGUGGUGGAAAUACACAAUUUCUUGAAUGAGAGAGCUUGGGGAGAAGUGAUGAAGUGGGAGAGGAGGGUUGCACAGGAGGGUGACGAGGAGCCGCAUCUUGCUCGCUUUAAGGGACGUCCGGGCGAGAUGUCGCCAAAGGCAAGGUUCUGGAUGCUGGCUGGCUGGCUGCUUCCUUCUAGAUUCAACACUGAGCCUCCAUUCGAUCGCCAUGAUUGGAUAGUACGUCGUCCGCGCGAUGGAACAGAGGUUCGCUAUGUCAUAGACUAUUACUCUGCACCGUCUACUCCUAACGGAGACCCCGGUUUCGCAUUGGAUGUCCGACCUGCUCUCGACUCGUUGGAAAGCGUUCAACAGCGUGUAGCAGUGGGUAUGGACGACGUAUGGGAGGGGCUUCGCGAGAAAGGGUGGGGAAAGAGAGAACGUGGGGGUACGCAACAGGCAAGGUCGUAGAAGAUUAUUGAGCAUGCGUGCUCUACAUUCCUGAUACUGGAUCAGUCGUCCGACUGUUGAUAUUUAUGUUGUCUUGAGUAAGCUAAUGAACACCUCUCCUAAUAUAAUAGA
Suillus plorans is the source of this 1105-nucleotide messenger RNA. RefSeq names its product cytochrome c heme lyase. The record is from RefSeq and is a predicted model, not a curated record. Gene Ontology annotation, molecular function: holocytochrome-c synthase activity. Lineage: Eukaryota; Fungi; Basidiomycota; Agaricomycetes; Boletales; Suillaceae. The transcript is spliced from 3 exons. Gene Ontology annotation, cellular component: mitochondrion. Gene Ontology annotation, biological process: cytochrome c-heme linkage. Bases 155 to 994 code for a protein of 279 amino acids.